This is a messenger RNA of Wyeomyia smithii (pitcher-plant mosquito), 2260 nucleotides long. Its product is annotated as phosphoenolpyruvate carboxykinase [GTP]-like. Gene Ontology annotation, cellular component: cytosol. Gene Ontology annotation, biological process: cellular response to glucose stimulus; cellular response to dexamethasone stimulus; gluconeogenesis. The transcript has 3 exons. The record is from RefSeq and is a predicted model, not a curated record. NCBI's taxonomy places the organism in Eukaryota, Metazoa, Arthropoda, Insecta, Diptera, Culicidae. The coding region runs from base 181 to 2133 and encodes 650 amino acids. Gene Ontology annotation, molecular function: manganese ion binding; phosphoenolpyruvate carboxykinase (GTP) activity; GTP binding.
UUCAAUUAAAGCACAACGAGCGGUAAAAAAACGUCUUGACUAACCUAUCUGUGGAAUAGAAGUUUCAUUUAGUGUUUUCUGAAGUGAAAUAACGAAACAUUAGGGAAUCGAUUUUUCUGAAAAAUUUUUGAAUCGAACUACUCGAAUAUUUUUAACGUGACAAGAAAGUUAAGGGACACAAUGCCAGUUCGCGUUGAACACUGUAAUCGGUUUUCGGCUGCAGCGAUGGGCAGCCCGAAGCUGAAAACCGUCCCGAAAGCCAUCCAAAAUCACCUGCGCGGAUUUCCUGUGGUCAACGGAGAAGUUACGCUACUAUCACCCAAAGUACGUGAGUUUGUCGAGCGGUCAGCCGUCCUUUGCCAACCGGAGAAAAUUCAUAUCGUCGAUGGAAGUGAGAACGAAAGUAAUACACUGCUGAAGAUGCUCCACAGCCAAGGAACGAUUCAAUCCUUACCAAAGUACGACAAUUGUUGGCUGGCACGAACAAAUCCUGCGGAUGUUGCACGAGUCGAAUCGAAGACGUUUAUUUGCACUGAGAACCGAGAAGAAACAAUCCCGACCCCUAAACCGGGGGUCAACGGCACUCUGGGAAAUUGGAUCGCACCCGAAGCCUACAAAGAAGCAAUUGAAGCACGAUUUCCCGGAUGCAUGAAGGGCCGCACCAUGUACGUGGUUCCGUUCUCGAUGGGUCCGAUCGCUUCACCCCUGUCGAAGAUCGGCAUCGAAAUCACCGACUCAGCCUACGUUGUGAAUUCAAUGCGCAUCAUGACACGAAUGGGAGAUGAUGUACUGGACAAAUUGUCAAAUAACUCGGACUUUGUCAAAUGUCUCCAUUCGGUCGGUACGCCAGCGAACGGCAAAAUCUCGAUGCCCUCGUGGCCCUGCGACCCGGAACGAACGAUCAUCCUGCACAAACCGGACCAAAACGAAAUCGUCUCGUACGGAUCCGGUUACGGUGGCAACUCGCUGCUCGGAAAGAAAUGUCUUGCUCUACGCAUCGGCAGCACUAUCGCAAAGCGCGAAGGCUGGCUGGCCGAACAUAUGCUCAUUCUCGGCAUCACGAACCCGAACGGUGAUAAGAAGUACAUAGCAGCCGCGUUCCCAUCCGCCUGUGGCAAGACAAAUCUGGCUAUGAUGAAUCCGACUUUACCCGGUUACAAGGUGGAAUGCGUCGGUGACGACAUCGCUUGGAUGAAGUUCGAUUCCAAAGGUCAGCUGCGUGCCAUCAAUCCGGAAAAUGGCUUCUUUGGGGUUGCUCCCGGUACAUCCACCGCCACAAACCCCAACGCUAUGAACACGAUCUACAAGAACACAAUCUUCACUAAUGUGGCAUCCACAUCCGACGGUGGAGUCUUCUGGGAAGGAAUGGAAAAGGAAGUUGCGCCGGGAGUGCAAAUCACCGAUUGGCUUGGUCAGCCGUGGAAAAUGGGAGAAACCAAAACACCAGCUGCUCAUCCAAAUUCCCGGUUUUGUGCUCCUGCCAACCAGUGCCCUAUCAUUGACCCCGCCUGGGAAGAUAAUGAGGGCGUGCCAAUCUCCGCAAUUCUCUUCGGAGGCCGACGACCGGAAGGCGUUCCACUAGUGUACGAAGCCAACUCCUGGGCACAUGGAGUGUUCAUCGGCUCCACGAUGCGAAGUGAAUCAACGGCUGCGGCAGAACACAAGGGAAAAGUAAUCAUGAACGACCCCUUCGCUAUGCGCCCCUUCUUCGGGUACAACUUCGGCGACUACCUCAAACACUGGUUGAGUAUGGAGCAGAAGGCGGCUGCUGCGGGAGGCACCAUGCCAAAGAUCUUCCACGUCAACUGGUUCCGCAAGAACGAGCAAGGAAAAUUCCUGUGGCCAGGAUUCGGCGAAAAUAGUCGAGUGCUAGACUGGAUUCUGCGGCGGGUGGAAGGUGAAGACUGCUACCAACAGACACCGAUCGGACGAGUCCCCCUACCGGGAGCCAUCAACGUAAGUGGCAUGAAUCAGCGAGUGGACGAGAAGGAACUGUUUUCGAUUUCGAAAAAAUUCUGGCUGACAGAGGUUGAGGAAAUUAAGCAAUACUAUGACAAUCAGCUGCCGUAUGAUCUGCCUUCAGAAAUCGGUUCCGAACUACAGCAGCUGAAAGAUCGGGUGGAAGAAAUGUAAUAAACAAAGCAUGAAAAAUACUGUUUUAGAAUAAGCCCUGACCCAUUGUAAAUAAUUCAAAAGUAAUUUUAAGCACACAAAUAAUGUUAAGUAUUAUAUGACUUCGUAUUAAAAACUACUAUUUUAA